Molecule: messenger RNA, 2116 nt
Organism: Gaeumannomyces tritici R3-111a-1
Lineage: Eukaryota; Fungi; Ascomycota; Sordariomycetes; Magnaporthales; Magnaporthaceae
Exons: 5
Coding region: 111-1835 (574 amino acids)
Biological process (GO): amino acid transmembrane transport
Cellular component (GO): membrane
Molecular function (GO): amino acid transmembrane transporter activity
Source: RefSeq, a predicted model, not a curated record
GACGACCGUGGGGCAGCCCCUGGCUUCAACUAUCUCGUUUGAUCCAGAGAACCACAGCACCUCCCAUCCCACGAGAACGGGACUGAGACGCGACUUGCUCGGCCAACACCAUGUCGGACGAGAAGGUCGCAAAGGUCGACGAGGGCGCCCUGCCCACGUACGGCGGCAAGUCCGAAGAUGUCGGCGCCGUCGACCACGCCGCCCCCCAGCGCGAGGAGAACUGGUACACUCGCAAUGGCCUCAACUUCGAGUCGUUCAAGAAGCGCAGCAUGGGCGAGAGCAUUGUCGAGCUCGACCGCACCAUGAAGGCGCGCCAUCUGCACAUGAUUGCCAUCGGCGGUUCCAUCGGUGCCGGUUUCUUCGUCGGUUCCGGUUCAGCCCUGACCAAGGGUGGUCCCGGAUCUCUCAUCAUCGACUUCGCCAUCAUCGGUAUCAUGAUGUUCAACGUCGUCUACGCUCUCGGUGAACUCGCUGUUAUGUACCCCGUCUCCGGUUCCUUCUACACGUACUCGGUCCGCUUCAUCGAUCCUUCCUGGGGUUUCGCCAUGGGCUGGAACUACGUCCUGCAGUGGGCUUGCGUUCUUCCUCUCGAGCUUUCCGUCUGCGGUCUCACUCUCGGUUACUGGCCCGCAACGAAGAACGUAUCGUUGGCCGUCUGGAUCAUCGUCUUCUGGGUUGCCAUCGUCAUCAUAAACAUGUUCGGAACUCUUGGAUACGCCGAGGAGGAGUUCUGGUCCUCCGUGCUCAAGCUCAGUGCCAUCGUCAUCUUCAUGAUCAUCGCCGUCGUCCUCGUCUGCGGUGGUGGCCCUGCUGGCGGUAACUACGACCAAUACCACGGCACUCGCUACUGGGAAAACCCUGGCGCGUUCCAGAACGGCUUCAGGGGUUUCUGCGGUGUCUUCGUCACUGCUGCCUUCUCCUUCUCCGGUACUGAGCUGGUUGGUCUGGCUGCCGCCGAGGCCAAGAACCCUGUUCGCGCCCUGCCCGGUGCUAUCAAGCAGGUUUUCUGGCGUAUCACUCUCUUCUACAUCCUCGGCCUAUUCUUCGUCGGUCUGCUUAUCUCGUCCAAGGACGAACUGCUCCUGAACGCCUCGGACCCGUACGCUGAGGGCACCUCGCCUUUCGUGCUGGCGGGCAAGUACGCCGGCCUGGUUGGCUACGACCACUUCAUGAACGUCAUCAUCCUGGUCUCGGUCCUGUCGAUCGGCGUUUCAUGCGUUUACGGCGGCUCCCGCACCCUUACCGCCCUUGCCCAGCAGGGUUACGCCCCUCGCGUUUUCACCUACGUCGACAAGUCCGGCCGCCCCCUCUACUCGGUCCUGGUCCACAUCGCCUGUGGUGCCCUGGCCUUCCUGACCCUCAACAAGGGUGCCAACGCCGUAUUCCAGUGGCUCCUGUCCCUUUCCGGUCUGGCCGCCCUGUUCACCUGGGGCUCCAUCUGCCUUGCCCACAUCCGUUUCCGUGCUGCCUGGAAGCACAACGGCCGCACUCUUGACGAGAUCCCCUUCAAGGCUUUCUUUGGUGUCUACGGCUCUUGGGUCGGCCUCAUCCUUUGCGUUCUGGUCCUGAUUGCCUCGCUCUACAGCGCCAUCUGCCCCGUCGGCAGUGACUUCAACGACGCCGAGGGCUUCUUCAAGGAGUGGCUCACCGUCCCCGUCAUCCUCUUCUUCUGGCUCUGCGGCUACCUGUGGAAGCGCGAGGGCGGUCUCAGGAUCGACCAGAUCGACAUCGACACUGGCCGCCGUGAGCUCGACUGGGACGAGAUCAACGCCUUCAAGGCGGAGCUCGCCGCCAUGCCCGCCUGGAAGCGCAACCUCAGGAAGAUCUUCUACUAGAGCGGCGCGUCACGCGCUCUCCCAUCUUUGUGGUUCUCGGGCCGUCCACCGCUGGUCCCCCAGCAUUCGGCCUCAAGCCGCUUUGUUUUGGAGACGCAUCGACCGUCCUUUGUCUGAUCUUGUCUCUGCUUCGUCUGACUUUUCGCUGGCAUCAGCCAUUUGUUGCGUGCACCGCGGUCACCUUUGUGGGGUCGACCCAGGGUCACACUCUCCUUUAUACAUAUACCACUCUCUCGUAUAAUAUUAUACACAAUAUUACAUCGUUGUAGACAACUGCUACC